AUAUUAUAUUAAUAUAUUUUAUUUACAUUGUUCUCGUAGGUAUUACAGAUAAAAUUAUAUGUGUACGAAAUUGUGAAUGUUAUCUUACAUUAUCAGUUUCCUAAAAUAUGUAUAAAAUGGAAUAAAAUACUCAGUGAACGUUUUGACCACAAGUCAAGUGUACCUACAUACCUACUGUUUUUUUAUUUUUAUUCUUAACAAUCUUAACGAAAUUGUUUAACGAUGAAACGAUUUACUUCCAUAUUUUGGAUACUGAUCUGUACGCUGUCUGUUUUUCAAAAUGGGCGUGUAUCUGCUGGCAAAUGUAUUAUUUGCAAAUUUGGAUCUAUUUUAACACCUCUAAAUUCAUCGGUUUCAACAAAACUAAACACCGACAGACAGCUAAAGUCAUCACGACACUCGAUGACAAUGUCAUUAGAAAACUCGAUUUCAUUAAAAGCUACCUUGGACCAUCAUACGGAAAAACAUUUGCUAACGUCCACAAAACCUGAUGAAGAUAUUAUAAAAUCCAGCUCGCCGACUUCAAUAGCCGACAUGUCGCCGGAAGACAAGGAAUCCUUCGUCUUAGUCUUCACGUCGAUUUACGGUCAUUUGACGGAUCCAAUCCCAUCCGACAUGGUCAUCAACUUGGUGGGCGUGUUAGGGUGCUCGCCAAAAUUAUUUUCUACACUUACACAACCGUGCCUCAACUCGGCUCUGUCGAUAUUAGCGGUCAACCAGUGCGCACUGCACCAGGUGCCCCCGAAGGACAGUGGUCUGUUCUUGAAAGGAUUGCUAUCACUGUCCCCGGGUGUCCUGAACAGAAUCCCGAAGUCCAGUUUUGUUUCAAUACUCGGGAUGGUGUCUUCCGCCGACUUUUUCAACGACCUACCACAUUCGUCGACCUUGAAUUUGAUCACCGCGUUGUCGAUGUCGAAAUCAUCGGUCAACUGUCUGCCUUUGCAGACUCUACUGUCGCUGUUGUCGUUUAUCGCCUCCAAAACACAUACGGAAUUUAUGAUGAGAUUGCCCCCAUCUACUCAUUUUGGUUUUCUGGACGGCCUGUUGGACACGUUGGAGGACUCUUCGCCUUUCCUGGGCAACAUGAUACCCACUUCGGUGCUCGUCACCAUUCUCAGUCCUGUAAUGACUUCGCGGAUGUUGAGCGUAUUGCCGAUCAGCAGUUUUGAUUCGCUCGUGUCCGUCCUCGGUUCGUCACAGGCGUUAUUAAAAGACUUACCCGUUACAAAUUUCAUAUCAAUGAUUAAUAUUUUAAUAACUUCACCUAAAAUAUUGAGUUCUUUAAAUCCCAAUAAUGUGGCAAAAAUGCUAUCUACGGUGGCGACGUGUCCGUCGAUAUUCGACAGUCUCCCUUCGAAUUUGAUGCGCCAACUGUUUGAGUCUAUUACCCUUUAUUUACCUUCUUCUCUGGCCUGUAUCACUGCAAACGAAUAUACGAUAUUGUUCGGGGAAAAAAAUUAGAAAACAUCAUUUGCAUAUUUUUUUUGUUUUCAAUGAAAAAUAUUUAAACCAUGUUAAAUGUUUUAUUUUGAAUCGGUUCAAAUAUCUGUGUUAUAUUUUAUUCUUAAGGUUUCUUGAUUUUUUUUUUCAUAUUUUACUGUAUUGUAUGACUAUCAUUUUUAAACUAUAAUACUGUAAGUUAUAAGUAAUUUUGUUAUAAUUAUUUCUUUUGGAUUUAGAUAAAAAUAUUUUUUUUAUUAUUUUUUUAAAAAUAAAAUCCGAUAGGGCCAUGGGGAUUCAAGUUUUAUCACAAAAAUUGUUAAAAUUCUAAUAUUUGUGUAGAUAAUAUUACAAUAAUUGUAUUAUUUAUAUCGUAAAUAUUAUAUUUAUAUCAAAAGUAAUUAUUGAAUUGGAACACUAUCUUCAGGAUCUAAAUACAUAGAAUAUUUUUUUUAAGCUUAAAAUAGUAUAUUUUUCGAACUUAUUGUCUUUAUUUCUUAAUUAUUUUUAUGAUAAUAUUUUAGAAAGAAACAAAGUAUGUUAUGAACAAAUAAUAAGUAUUUUGUAGCAAUAAUGUGUAAACUAUAUAAUAUAUUAAUAUAUAUUUGUAUCUUACAAUUAAUAUAUGAUUUUGAAUGUAUAAGUAUGGACCAAGAUGUGUAAGAGU
Molecule: messenger RNA, 2107 nt
Organism: Metopolophium dirhodum (rose-grain aphid)
Lineage: Eukaryota; Metazoa; Arthropoda; Insecta; Hemiptera; Aphididae
Exons: 4
Coding region: 223-1461 (412 amino acids)
Source: RefSeq, a predicted model, not a curated record